UUUACUCAGGACAGCCAUUGUGGACUGAGAGGAUGAAAUUGGUCGUCUUGAUGGAAAACUCAGAAGUAAAAGUUUCAAGAGAGUUCGACUUGACCUGAAGUGGCCAUCUCAGAGUGAAAAGGACUGCCAGGUCUGAGCUGUAACCAUGGGAACGAGGAUGGAGGUGGCACAGCUUGAGAGCAGAAUGAACACUGAGGACUACAGAAAGCUACAGGGCCUUUUCCUGGACCACUCUGGUGCACCUUGCUCCCUGUCCAGAGCUGAAUUCAUCCAUCAGGCUUGGUCAUCAGUCGGCCGUGGCUCCAAGGAGGAUUACGGCCUCCUGUUUGACAGCGUGGUGAUCACUCAGGAGCAUCGUGGCCUCCUUCUGGAUAUUGAUAUAGUGAAGGAAGAAGGCCGUGUCGACUGGGCUGGCCUCUGCUCCUUCCUGCUCCUGGAGCUUUCUGAAAAAGUGAAGAACAGUAGAACCAGCAGUGUGCCUUGCUGGACGCCACCACGCACUCUGACCUGUCCACAUCGAGACCCUGUUCAAAAGGUGUUGCACCUGCAGAGUUCAGGUCAGUAUCUGACCGUGAGUAAAGGAGGAACUGCUGGGCUGUGGGACGGAGAGGACAUGUCCCUUGUGCACACACAUCGACUUCAGAACAGCACAGUUGCAUCCAAAGACCUCUGGGUCACUGACAUGGUGUUUCUGCACAACUUAAACAAGAUCGCUGUAUCUUUCACAAGUAAGGAGGUGUGUUUUUAUGACAUACUGUCCAAACAGGACUUCAGCUGCAAAUAUAAACUCCAGGGUUUCAAGUUCACCCCCUGGUGUCUAGACUACUGGAUGGAUCCCUCUCAGCUUGACCAGGCUGUCCUCACCAUAGGAGACAUUGGAGGGCAGGUCAGUUGUGUAUACUUUACAUCAGCUCAGAUCUCUCUGUUUGAGAGACUUGGUCUGAGGACAGACUCUGAUUCUGCUGACAUCAUCCUGUGGGACGAGCUGGUCAAAGGAAAGCAUCACACCUGUUACACAGUGACACACCAAUCACACACGCCUGCCUGGGUGAGGAAAGUUAGCUACCUGGGCAGCCUGGAAGCUUUUGUGUCGUGCAGCACCAGACCGCAGAGCAGCAUGGUGAUCUGCUGGAGGGAAAAGGAAAGCAGGAGUCUACGAACCACUACUUUCUCUACCAAGAGGGGUGUGUGGGACAUGGACCACCACAGAGGACUCAAUCUGAUAGCCACUGCAGGAGUGGAUCAUCUGGUCUUGCUGUGGAACCCCUCUGUGACCUCAGAGCCAGUUUGUGCACUCAGUGGGCACACAUGCUCCGUCACUGCAGUCCGCUUUAUGCAGACCAAGCAACAACUGCUCAGUUACUCCAAAGAUGAGGUCCUGUGUCUAUGGGAUGUUUCAAGUCAGCUGUGCGUUCACCGUCUGGCUGGUGUUUUUCCUAAGACUCAAGAGGACACGAACACCUUCAUGUUCCUCCAUGAGGAGCAACAACUCCUCCUGCUCUCAUUCAACAGCCAGCUCUUCCUGCUGGAGACUGUGAAAGAGGAGAGGAGGACCAGCAGCCAUGAACACCCUGUUACCUGUGUGCUGUAUAAUAGUCUGUUCAGACAGGUAGUCAGCAGUGACUCUGCCUCCUCUGUGAUAUGCUGGCUGGCUGACACAGGCCAAAAGGUGAAGCAGUUCAACCAUUGCCAUGGCAACUCGGAGAUCUCCACCAUGGCCCUGGAUGGCACACAGACGCGGCUGUUUACUGCAGGCACUGACGGGGAGGUCAAAGUGUGGGACUUUAAUGGGCGAUGCCUCCACAGAAUGAAUGCAGGUCUGGGUCGGGCUGUGAGGAUCUCUCAGAUCCUGCUGCUGAAGAGGAGUAUACUGGUGAUGGGCUGGGAAAGGAUGUUAACAGUUUUCCGUCUGCAUUCCUUCUCGCAGUCUUUUGUUGAACCAUCAGAGUGGAAAGGAGGCGUUCAGCAUCGCAGUAGUGUUCUCUGUGCCGCAUUCCAGCCUCCACAUGCUCUGGUCACAGGAAGUUACGAUGGAGAAGUCAUAGUGUGGAACAGCAGCACUGAAACAGCUUUGAGGAAACUUCAUCCUCACGAAGAAGAAUCUCAUCCUGGAGUGAACAACAAGGAAGACUCUGAUAACUUCAUUGCCAUCACUCAAUUGAUCUUUAUACCAGGUCGCACGUCUGCAGCAGCCACUACAGGUGGUGCCGACUUGGUGUCCUGCAGAGGUUCAGGUCUGGUUAGGCUUUGGAGCACCGCACACAGCUGUCUGGUGGGACAGUUCACCGCUCACAACAAAGAGCUGGGGUCAAUAGCGAUGACUGUUAGCCCCUGUGGAAAUUAUUAGUCACAGCUGACUCUGAGGGGACACUCAAGACUUGGAACUUACAGAAUUAUUGCCUUGUACCAAAUGACACAACAACCAAGGAACCACCAAAACUGCUGAGUAGUGUCCAACCGCAUCAUGAUCGUGUGACUCACCGUUGACAUCUGUAUGCAUGGAGAUAGACUCCUCCUUCUCUCGGCAUCAUCUGACUGCAAUGUGGCUCUUACCUACCUGCCUGGAGACACCAUUGGUCUGUUUGGACAGGAGGAGCACUGGUACAUGAGCGACCUCAACCUUUGCACCUUCAGUGUGCACGAGAGCAGGACAGGAGAGACCCUGAAGAAACAGAUCACACCAGACAUGAAGGGAAGAGGUCAUCUCCUGCUUCCAGUGAGACUCAACCUGACCCAGGAUCCAACACCUCUGCAGAAGGAGUUUGUCUAUGGGGCUAAACACUCAUCAUGUAAAUCAGUGAGCUAUUAGGCGCU
Notolabrus celidotus (New Zealand spotty) is the source of this 2814-nucleotide messenger RNA. Its product is annotated as WD repeat-containing protein 49-like. Gene Ontology annotation, molecular function: protein binding. NCBI's taxonomy places the organism in Eukaryota, Metazoa, Chordata, Actinopteri, Labriformes, Labridae. The transcript is spliced from 20 exons. The coding region runs from base 146 to 2347 and encodes 733 amino acids. The record is from RefSeq and is a predicted model, not a curated record.